Molecule: messenger RNA, 963 nt
Organism: Serendipita indica DSM 11827
Lineage: Eukaryota; Fungi; Basidiomycota; Agaricomycetes; Sebacinales; Serendipitaceae
Source: the annotation of a GenBank genome assembly
AUGGCACCGACGCCUUUUUCCGUCGACAUUUGCGAUCCGACGCCGCCCAAGGAGCUCCCGGUGCAUAUUUCUCUCCAAGUUUAUGCCCCAAAUGUCCUCACACGCAGUCUCUGGUGGCCAUCACGUCGGUCAGGCCCGCCCACCGCCGUCCUCUUGUUCAUUUGUGGAAAUCCAGGUAUUCCCACGUGGUACAUUGAAUUCAUAGACGCCAUCCGGCAGCGGGCUUCCUCUUCUUCAAUCGCAUUUCUUGCCGUCGGUCACAUUGGACAUGCGCACGACUUACCUCAACCAAAGGAUACGCGCCACCUCUCGCUCGAAUCUCAAGUCGAGGCAGCUGGAUAUGCUCAAGCAGCCCUCCUAGAAGCGUUUCCUGGCGUUUCACUCAUACUUGUAGGCCACUCGAUUGGGGGCUAUAUUGCCAUGCAGCUCGCAAGGGACAACACCCAUGUGUCACUCGUCAUUGGGAUCCAACCGACAAUCUCUCACAUGGCACAGACGCCAAACGGCAAGCUUCUGCGUCACUUCUUCAAGCCGCCAUUCCCACAGAUCCUCUCCGUCCUCGGAUACAUUCUCGUAGUGACUUUGCCAUUUCUCCUCCCGAUUCUAUACAGAACCUGGUCAAAACACUCACUCACUGUCCUCAAGAACUUCUUGACGAACCCACAGUGUACCCUAGCAGCCAUGACAAUGGCCGGAGACGAGAUGGUUCACGUCAUGGAACUGGAUGUCAAGCUACUGGCUCACUUGAGACCCAGACUCCAUAUACUCUAUUCUCACACGGAUCUAUGGGUGGGAUCGAACAGCGACGAGGUCAUCCGAGUUCUAGGCGAAGACAAUGCGUCGCGUGUCAAAUUUACCCCAGUGCCCCAUGCAUUCUGCAUAUCCCACAGCGUCGAAACAGCGCUUGCGAUUCUACCGUGGGUAAACGAGGUCACUAUGUCCUCGGACGACAAUGUUUCGUAG